UCAUGUAUCUGGGACAUUUACUGUUGAUGAAAACUGUUUUAUAUUUCAAUAAUUAAAAAUACGUAGAGCUUAUUUCAAUAAACUGGAAAGACUGUUUUAGUUGUUUGAGGAAGUUUGUACAUUGUGUGUUAAGGACUUGGCAUGGAACCUGUAGUGACAUACAUGUCAGCUGGAGCAUGUAACAUCUAAAAUCUCUGUGCGUCUACUGUAGGCCUGGUUUUCCUUGAAGAUGCUUAUGGCAUAAUACAAACCAUUAAACAUAUCUUUCGUGCUGAAAGUGUGUGUGCAAGGCAGGCUGGCUGCCAACCCCUAAACCACGGUACUAGCUCACACUCAUGGGUUUUAAUCUUAUACUGUUUUGCUUCUUUACUAGAAAUAUAUUUCUUAAAACUUUAAUGUCAUUAUUAGUUUAGUUGGUCAGAAUCUAAGAAGUUUUUAAAAACUAUAUCUGUAUAAAUUCUUGAGAAUUCUACGCCUGCAUACAGUGUGUUCUGAUCAUAUUCACUACCACCCCAAAUCCACCCAGCGUGGUUUUGGCUUUCCUCGGCUUUUUUUUUUUUUUAGCACACAUUUGCUGUAACAGAGGUAGUGUGAACGCAGGUCGUUUACUGUUUGUAUCUCCUGGCGUGAUCAAAGUGGACUUUACUGGCUUCACUUACCAAAGAUUAAAGAUGAAAUAGUAUCUUACACAUUUUGUGUACAGUUUCUUUUCUACAUCAGGACAAACAGAUCAGGUAACUUUAGACAUUAGGAUUAAAACAUGCUUUAGAGGUCACCUGGUUUAGUUCUUCCAUUUUAUCCAUUAGCAUGGUCAAAUGCAGAGAAGACACUGCCUGUCCAGAGCUGGGCAUGAGUUGGUGACAAGACAUGAUAGAGUCCAUUGACUGCCACCCACCACACAGCCUGGGCAGCUGUGGACAGGCCACCUUCCUCCUCUCACCCGUAUAAAGAGGGCUCAGGUGACUCUCCAGCCCUAAUGCUCUUUCACAGACUCCCUGUGAACCACUGAAACCCCAUACUUAGCUGAUGGAGCUGACGCUAGUCUAGCCUUAAUGAGUGAGAGGAACAUGAAGCCAACAGCCAGCUAUCGGGCUGCAGGUUUGUAUGAGAGCAAAAGACUUUCUAGCUUUUUCCAUUUGGUUCUAUCUACAGUAUAGUGCUAUAGUAUAGUAUAGUAUAGUGACUUAUUUAUAGUCUCAGGUGACCAGAAUAUUCAUUUUAUUACAUGUAAGUCAAUGUUUCUUCCCUGAGUUAUUUAUGCUCACUGACCUUCUGAUCAAGCCGUUUUCCCUGAGUUGUUGAGACCCAGUUAGUGGUAGGGUUUUCAACAUGGUCAAUGUCCUGUCCUGCCUCGGCUUUUACUGGUUUAUGUUUUUUAAAACUCGCUGUAGAACUCUUCCCACCAUACUCUGCAUAAUGUUUCCUUACUCACUCAUCCCAGUGGCUAACGACAGCGCUCCAGAGCACGCCCUGAGGCCUGGCUUCUUAUCCACGUUUGCCCUCGCCACAGACCAAGGCAGCAAACUCGGACUUUCAAAAAAUAAAAGCAUCAUCUGCUACUACAAUACCUACCAGGUGGUUCAGUUCAAUCGUCUGCCUCUGGUGGUGAGUUUCAUAGCCAGCAGUAAUGCCAACACAGGACUAAUUGUCAGCCUAGAAAAGGAGCUGGCUCCGCUAUUUGAAGAACUGAUAAAAGUUGUGGAAGGCUCUUAAUCCAGCAGUGGUUCUGACACACGCAUGCCUUGGCCUCACUGCAGCAACCCUGGACCAGGCCAGCAAUCCUCAGACCACAAUAGUAUCUAUGUAUUCAGAGGCCGCUUUUCCAGACUACACUAAAGGAGCGCCUAUCGCUAUAAUUUAUAGACAGAUCAAUUGUUAUAUUUAUGUGUAUAAAAUCUUUUCUUACUUAGUGAGAUCUGGGAACGCCACAGAAAUGGUUCAUUCUAUUGCAGCUCCCAUGGAGUUAGUGUGGGCACCUGAAAGUGAGUGAGUGGUAUCUGUCCAGAGCAUCAGGGUCAGGACGGCACAGUGAGGAGAUGAGCCGGCCAGGGCACCUGCUCAGCUCCGCUCCAUAAGCCGCACACCCUUUUACUGAGAAUAAUAAUGAGGUCAUAUUUUUCUUGAGAUUAUAUUUUAUUUCUUCGCAUUGUGAGGAAGAUGAAAUGGCUUAGUAAAAAUAAUUAAGUACAAUCACUAACUUUCCUCUGUGUUCUCAGUGUAGCUGAGUGUUACUAAUGGAUUUGAGUCUUCAGGUGCUGCUCCUCAGAGAGAACGAAGUCACUGCUUACGACGUCUCUUCUGCUUCUCUGUAACCAUGCUGCCACGAUUGUGUUCUUUGUACGAUUGAAAUGCAUGUCACUGAAUUCUGUUUCCAUUAUCAGUAUGUAUACAAAAAUGACAGGAUGGCCAUUUUUUAUACAUGAGUAUAAAUAAAAUAGUAUUUUUAAAAGUA
Grammomys surdaster is the source of this 2452-nucleotide messenger RNA. RefSeq names its product late endosomal/lysosomal adaptor, MAPK and MTOR activator 3 (gene Lamtor3). Gene Ontology annotation, cellular component: Ragulator complex. The record is from RefSeq and is a predicted model, not a curated record. NCBI's taxonomy places the organism in Eukaryota, Metazoa, Chordata, Mammalia, Rodentia, Muridae. The coding region runs from base 1330 to 1713 and encodes 127 amino acids. The transcript is spliced from 3 exons. Gene Ontology annotation, biological process: positive regulation of TOR signaling; cellular response to amino acid stimulus.